AUGGGUAUCGGAAUGCUGACGGCCGCCGAGUGGGCGGUGGGGCUGGCAGUGGUGGUGGUGCUGGCGCUGGUGCUCCGGCGGACACUGGGGCCGCGGCUGCCGCCGGGGCCGUGGGGGUGGCCGGUGGUGGGGAACCUGUUGGAGAUAAAGCCGGUACAGUGCCGGUGCUACGCGGAGUGGGCGGCGCAGUACGGCCCAAUCGUGUCGGUGUGGGUUGGGUCGACACUGCAUGUGGUGGUGUCGAGCGUGGAGCUGGCGAGGGAGGUGCUGAAGGAGAAGGACCAGCAGCUGGCAGACAGGUCGAGGAACAGGCCGACGGCGACGUUCAGCAAGGAUGGGAAGGACCUGAUCUGGGCGGACUACGGGCCGCACUACGUGAAGGUCAGGAAGGUCUGCACGCUGGAGCUCUUCUCCUCCCGCCGCCUCGAGGCACUCCGCCCGGUUCGCGAGGACGAGAUCACCGCCAUGGUUCAGGCGCUCUACGGGGACUGCGUACACCCCGGUACUCUCUCUUUCCUACUCUCUCUUCAUACGCUAUUCCAGCAGUCUCCCAAAAAACGGUAUUUUCCCCAAAAAAUUCCUCUAUGAAUUAUUUUGUUGAAAAGAAACUUAAUAAUAUUUUAUUUUAAUUUAUAUCUCUAUUUCUAAUUGUGCGGCCAGCCUACUCUGGACUGUCGGGAUACCAAGCAAGGGUUGCCUUGCUAAAAGGCCUCAGGAGUUCAGAAUAUUACAUAUCUACGUCCUAUCACUCAUAUUUAGUCUUGGAAAAACACCCAAGUUUAUAAAAACCUGUUUCAAAUCUGGGUAUUUAGAUUAUUUUAAACUUUUAUUAAGGGAGCGAAAGGUUGAUUUCUUACAUCUGUUUUGCUAAAACCCCCAUAAUUAACAAUUUUGCAUUUCCACACUUCUUUCAGGCUCCAUGGGCCUGGGAAAAACACCGCAAGUUUCAUUUUCACUGUGGAUCAUGUCAUCUUUUAUUAUUAUUAGGGACGCGGGAGGGGAUUUCUGACGUGCUUUUACUUUUUUAUGUGGAUUUUUGCAGAAAAGAAGGGGAUGAGCAUGGUGGUGAGGGAGUACCUUGCGGCGGUGUCGUUCAACAACAUCUCUCGGCUGGUCUUUGGGAAGCGCUUCGUCGACGACAAGGGGGUGGUGGACGAGCAGGGCCUGGAGUUGAAGGCGAUUGGGACGGAAGGGGUGAAGCUCGGGGCGUCCCUGGCCAUCGCGGAGCACAUCCCCUGGCUCCGCUGGAUGUUCCCCCUCCAGGAGGAGGCCUUCACCCAGCACAACGCCCGCCGUGAUCGCCUCACCGCCGCCAUCAUGGACGAGCACACCCGCAUCCGCCGGGACAGAGGCGGUGCCGCCAAGCAGCACUUCGUCGAUGCCCUCCUCACCCUGCAGCAAAAGUACGACCUCAGCGACGACACCGUCAUCGGCCUCCUCUGGGUACCCUUCGUCCCCGUCCCCUUUCUCUGAGUUUCUAGGGUGGAUUUGAUGUGGACUGACCUCUGUGGUGGCGGCAAUGGCAGGACAUGAUAACGGCGGGGAUGGAUACGACGGUGAUCUCGGUGGAGUGGGCGAUGGCGGAGGUGAUCAGGAACCCGAGGGUGCAGGCGAAGGCGCAGGAAGAGCUGGACAGGGUGGUGGGGAAGGAGAGGGUCCUCUCAGAGACGGACUUCCCCAAUCUGCCGUACCUCCAGUGGGUGGCGAAGGAAGCCCUGCGCCUCCACCCGCCGACGCCGCUAAUGCUCCCCCACAAGGCCGCCACCGCCGUCAAGCUCGGUGGCUACGACGUCCCCAAGGGUUCCAACGUUCUGGUCAACGUCUGGGCCAUCGCUCGGGACCCUGCGGUGUGGAAGGAUCCUCUGGUAUUCCGGCCGGAGAGGUUCUCCGAGGAGGAUGUCGACGCCAAGGGGCACGACUUCCGGCUGCUUCCCUUCGGCGCCGGUCGGCGGGUCUGUCCGGGAACGCAGCUGGGGAUCAACAUGGUCCAGUCGAUGCUCGGCCACCUGCUGCACCAAUUCCGGUGGGAGCUGCCGGAGGGCGUCCGGCCGGAGGAGAUGGACAUGGAGGAGAGCCCCGGGGUGAUCACCUUCAUGAGGACGCCCCUGCGGGCGGUGGCGACGCCCAGGUUGCAGGCCGGCGAGCUCUACAAGCGUGUGCCGGCGGAUAUCUGA
Spirodela intermedia is the source of this 2174-nucleotide messenger RNA. Lineage: Eukaryota; Viridiplantae; Streptophyta; Magnoliopsida; Alismatales; Araceae. The record is from the annotation of a GenBank genome assembly.